AGACCAACGUCUCGGGGGACCUGUGCUACCUGGGCGAGGAGAACUGCCAAGUCAGAUUUGCAAAAUCGGCCCUCCGGAGGAAGUGUGCGGUCUGUAAAAUUGUCGUCCACACCGCCUGCAUCGAACAGCUAGAAAAGAUUAAUUUCAGAUGUAAACCAACAUUUCGAGAAGGGGGCUCAAGGUCGCCAAGAGAAAAUUUUGUGCGUCAUCACUGGGUGCACAGGCGUCGGCAGGAGGGAAAAUGUAAGCAGUGUGGUAAGGGCUUUCAGCAGAAGUUCUCCUUCCACAGUAAAGAGAUCGUGGCUAUCAGCUGUUCCUGGUGCAAGCAGGCGUUUCACAAUAAGGUGACCUGCUUCAUGCUGCACCACAUCGAGGAACCCUGCUCCCUGGGGGCCCACGCGGCCGUCAUUGUCCCGCCCACCUGGAUCAUUAAGGUGAAGAAAGCGCAGACCUCUCUGAAGGCUUCCAAUCGAAAGAAGAAGAGAACAAGCUUUAAAAGGAAAGCCAGUAAAAGAGGAACGGAACAGGAAAACAAAGGCCGUCCUUUCGUGAUAAAACCUAUCUCUUCUCCGCUCAUGAAACCCUUGCUUGUGUUUGUGAACCCCAAGAGCGGAGGCAACCAGGGAACCAAAGUCCUGCAGAUGUUCAUGUGGUACCUGAAUCCACGGCAAGUCUUUGAUCUUUCUCAGGAAGGGCCAAAAGAUGCGCUCGAGCUGUAUAGGAAAGUGCCCAAUCUGCGCAUUCUGGCCUGCGGCGGCGAUGGAACGGUGGGCUGGAUCCUUUCUGUUCUGGAUGAACUGCAGCUGAGCCCGCAGCCUCCCGUUGGCGUCCUUCCUCUGGGGACUGGGAAUGACCUGGCCCGAACUCUCAACUGGGGAGGGGGCUACACUGAUGAACCUGUUUCCAAGAUCCUUUGCCAAGUAGAAGAUGGGACAAUUGUACAACUAGAUCGCUGGAACCUCCACGUGGAAAGAAACCCAGACUUGCCUCCAGAAGAGCUUGAAGAUGGCGUGUGUAAGCUCCCUCUGAACGUUUUCAAUAAUUACUUCAGCCUCGGCUUCGAUGCCCACGUCACGCUGGAGUUCCACGAAUCCCGAGAGGCAAAUCCAGAGAAAUUCAACAGUCGUUUUCGAAAUAAAAUGUUCUAUGCAGGGGCAGCUUUUUCUGAUUUCCUACAGAGAAGCUCUAGAGAUCUAUCCAAACACGUUAAAGUUGUUUGUGAUGGAACAGAUCUCACCCCAAAGAUUCAGGAACUGAAGUUCCAGUGUAUAGUAUUUUUAAAUAUACCCAGAUAUUGUGCUGGCACAAUGCCCUGGGGGAACCCAGGGGAUCACCAUGAUUUCGAACCUCAGCGUCACGAUGACGGUUAUAUUGAAGUCAUUGGAUUCACCAUGGCCUCUUUGGCCGCCCUGCAGGUUGGGGGCCACGGGGAGAGGCUGCACCAGUGCCGGGAGGUCAUGCUGCUGACUUACAAAUCCAUCCCCAUGCAAGUGGAUGGGGAGCCCUGCAGGUUGGCCCCGGCCAUGAUUCGGAUCUCCCUGAGGAAUCAGGCCAACAUGGUGCAGAAGAGCAAGCGGAGGACGUCCAUGCCGUUGCUCAACGAUCCCCAGUCUGUCCCAGAUCGCCUGAGGAUCCGCGUGAACAAAAUCAGUUUGCAAGACUAUGAAGGAUUCCACUACGACAAAGAGAAACUCCGGGAAGCUUCCAUCCCUCUGGGUAUUCUAGUUGUGCGUGGAGACUGUGAUUUGGAGACUUGCCGUAUGUACAUAGAUCGCCUACAGGAGGACCUGCAGUCAGUUUCUUCUGGCUCCCACAGAGUUCAUUACCAGGACCAAGAAACCUCCUUCCCCAGGGCACUCUCAGCUCAGAGACUCUCCCCACGGUGGUGCUUUCUAGAUGCAACUUCUGCUGAUCGCUUUUAUCGAAUAGACAGAUCUCAGGAACAUUUGCACUUUGUGAUGGAGAUUUCUCAAGAUGAGGUUUUUAUUCUGGACCCAGAUAUGGCAUUGUCACAGCAGGCGGGGACACCGCCAGGAAUGCCUGACCUGGUGGUGGAGCAAGCGUCAGGAGUGUCCGACUGGUGGAACCCCGCGCUGCGGAAACGCAUGCUGAGUGACAGUGGCCUGGGCCUGAUGGCGCCGCGCUACGAGGACCCGGAUCUGAAGGACCUCAGCCACUCCCGCGUGCUACAGUCACCAGUCUCUUCGGAAGAUCACGCAAUUUUGCAGGCAGUAAUAGCUGGUGAUCUUAUGAAGCUAAUAGAGAGCUAUAAAAACGGAGGCAGUCUGCUAAUUCAGGGACCAGACCACUGUUCACUCCUUCACCACGCAGCUAAAACCGGCAACGGGGAGAUCGUGAAGUAUAUCCUUGACCACGGACCUUCCGAGUUAUUGGAUAUGGCUGACAGCGAAACGGGUGAGACCGCCCUGCACAAGGCUGCCUGCCAGCGGAACCGGGCCGUGUGCCAGCUUCUGGUGGACGCAGGAGCAUCUCUGAGAAAGACGGACUCCAAGGGUAAGACACCUCAGGACAGAGCUCAGCAGGCUGGGGACCCUGAUUUGGCUGCUUACCUAGAAAGCCGUCAGAACUAUAAGAUCAUUGGCCAUGAGGACCUGGAAACUACUGUUUGACCCUGGUAGAUGGGCAAAGACAACCUGAGCGAGCACAUCACCUGUGCCCUCCAGGCGAUCGGGCAGCUCCCCUGGAAGAAGCUGGUGGAAUCCAGAAAUCUGUCUCUCCUGCAAGAAUCUAUCUGAGACCAUGCCACCAAUUUUUAAGGGCUACCAGGAUGUACAACACGAUAGGCUAGCCCACAGAGGACGAGGCAGGAUACCUGGCGAUUGGUGGAAAAUGAUCCACAAAAUUCGAUCUUUCUCGCUUCCAGCAAGUAGCAUGAACUUCUAUGUUCACCUGUAUCAUUUAUCUUAAAGAUUCAAAGGAUGUUCGUAUAAAUGGCACUGUUCCCUGCUCCCUGCUCCCCCUACGCAUUCGCCUUCCCCUGCCCCACACCAUCCUCCUGUAACCACCGUCCACCGACAAAAUGCGAUGUGACCUGUUCUCUUUACAUUCAGCCCUUGAAGACCGCAAGGCUGUCUGAAGUUCUUUCAAAACCCUCUGGUUGUCCUGCAGGAAUAUAACUGUAAAACCGCUUCCAUUUCCAAGACUAAAAUACACCGGGACGACUUAGUGACGUUUUUUGCAUGUCGCCCCUCCCUGCCCAUUCCCUUUCCAUCAUUUAGGAGCUGGGAGUUGCCACGUGGCUAAUGUCAACUUGUGCACUGUAUCCCUGAGGUAUGCUGAGGUGGCAUGGGAGUCGCCUGUUCUCAGAGGGACCUCAGAGAGGUAACCCAGGGGUUGGCCCAGGUUGCGGGCCUGUUCCCAGAUGGCCGCGGAGGCCGGGUUCAGCUUGGGCUGUUUGGACAGCUCCGUCUGCCCGCCUUCGAGUGGCCACCUUUGCCUUUGCUGCAGUGGAGAGGAGCAGCGGACGAAGCCAGGCCCGGAGCUGGUCUGCAGAAGCGCUCAGCUUUAAGUGCUCUUUCAGCCGCAGAGCAGCAGACCCUGGGUGGGAACUGCGGUUACAGGAAAUGGAGCUCUGUGCCAGCGUUUACUUCUAGGCUUUUUUGAGCGAUAAUGGAAAGCAGGCUAAUGGACCUGAAAUAAAACAGCAGAAGCAAAAGUAGCAACAUAUGUCAAAAUAACUCACUUAAGUAAGAAAACAGUCACUGGAAUUUCGCACAGAGGCUAAUAAGGACAGACUCUUGGGCACAGUGGGGAGAGGGGGCCCAUUUCAGAUUUUCCUUCUAAGUUUCUGGUUUUCAUUACCCCAAGUUCGCCUCGUGCCAAGGACAAAGCCUCGCUGUGCGAGUUUCACUGCCAGAUUUCCGGGACGCGUGGCCUUUUCUGAUGGACGCCUCACCCAUGUCCCUGUCAGGUCCCAAGCUUAUACCUGAUAGCACUAUAGCCCCAUUGUACAUGUUUGGGGAAAUAUAUUAUCUUCUCUGUUUUCUUCUGCCAGAAAGGUCUUAUUGCAAACCAUUGUGAGAGUCCAGCCAGGAAAGCCUCUCUGGCAGUGGAAUUCUAACUUCAAAUCCUGCCCCAGAUCAGUCGGUCCUUACAGGUACCUCUAUUAAGGACUUGGUGACAAUUACAAUAUUAGGAGGAAACGUCUUCUAACUUUUGGUGAAGAUGCAUAGAUGGCUUGGGUAUAAAUCAGAAAUGAAAGUGGGUGAUCAGGGGUUUGCUUCGCUCUUAGACAUAAGCAACAUGCUUCCUUCUUGUUUCUGCACGUGAGCACAAAGGAUUGUUUCUCCACAUUUAAUUUAAGGGUCCAGUGGCCACGCAUUGCUGAUCUGAAUCAUGUUUGGGUCACAGACCAGUUUGAAAGUACAGGUAUGAUACACUGUUAAGCAGGAACAGCCUCUCAGUGGCUGGGGGUUAAGUCUCUCCGUAGUCGUUUCAAACUCAAGGGACCGGCGUUAUAU
Molecule: messenger RNA, 4481 nt
Organism: Miniopterus natalensis
Lineage: Eukaryota; Metazoa; Chordata; Mammalia; Chiroptera; Miniopteridae
Source: RefSeq, a predicted model, not a curated record